UCAUCAGCAUGCGUAGAAAGAAACGCUCCGGCGGCGUGAGUCGAUGUAACGUGACAGCGGGGACAAACGCUGGACAUAAGCAGUAGAAAGGCAUGGCGCUGGUGGGGAUUCGUGUCAUUGAGCUGGCUGGGUUGGCCCCAGCACCCUUCUGUGGCAUGGUGCUGUCCGACUUUGGGGCCAGGGUGAUCCGUGUGGACCGGACCAAGGUCGCCAUGGCGAUGGACUCACAGGCCCGUGGCAAGCAGUCGGUGGCGAUCAAUUUGAAAAAGCCGCAGGGGGUGGCCGUGCUCAGGCGUCUCUGUAUCCAGUCUGACGUGGUCAUCGAGCCAUUUCGGCAAGGGGUGAUGGAGAAGCUGGGUCUGGGUCCUCGGGAGCUGCUGCUGGAGAAUCCCCGCCUGAUCUACGCCCGCCUGACGGGCUUCGGGCAGAGCGGGCCCUGUGCCGCAUCCGCUGGCCAUGACAUCAACUUCCUGGCCAUGUCGGGCCUGCUCUCCAUGCUGGGCCGCAGCUCUGACAAGCCCUACGCGCCACUGAACCUGGUGGCGGACUUCGCUGGGGGCGGCCUGAUGUGUGCCCUGGGCAUCGUGAUGGCGCUGCUGGAACGGAGCCGCUCGGGGAAGGGCCAGGUCGUCGACGCCAGCAUGGUGGAGGGCGCCGCCUACCUGGGCUCCUUCAUGUGGAAGUCGCGGAGCCUGGGCCUGUGGAACCGGCCUCGUGGGCAGAACCUGCUGGACAGCGGGGCGCCGUUCUACGACACGUACCGCACGGCCGACGGCGAGCAUGUGGCGGUGGGGGCGCUGGAGCCUCAGUUCUACAGCCAGCUGCUGCAAGGGCUGGGAUUGGACCCCAGCACGCUACCACCCCAGAUGAGUGUCUCUGAUUGGCCGCAGUUGAGGCAGGUCUUCACGGAGAGGUUCGCUACCAAGACACGGGAGGAGUGGGUGCGAGUGUUUGAGGGGACGGACGCCUGCGUGACCCCCGUGCUCUCGCUGGACGAGGUGGACCGGCACCCCCACAACCGGGAGAGAGGCUCCUUCCUGCAGGAUAGCCAGGGUGUGGAAAGCCCGCGGCCUGCCCCGGUCCUGAGCCGCACGCCUGCCACACCCUCCCCGGGCCGCGACCCCUUCGUCGGCGAACACACCCGCGACGUCCUGCAGGAGUUUGGCUAUGGGCCAGAGGAGGUGGAGGGGCUACUGGCCGCGGGGGUGGUGGAGUGUGGCAAAGCCAGGGCUCGACUGUAGACUGGGGGUGGGGCCUGUGGCGUUGGGCGGAGCCUGUGGCGGUGGGCGGAGCCUGUGGCAUUGGGCAUUCUCAGAUGUUUCACUUAAACUUUCAACCAAACAGGACCCCCAUGCAUAAGUGUGGGUGACCCUGUUGAGGGUUCUAGGGGGAGUCGAGGAUGCUCGUCCCGAACUGAGGACUAUUCCAUGCCAUUAUGUUCCUCUUUUCCAUGGACCAGCCCAUCCCUCUGUCCUUCGGCCCCAGGCAGCCUGUUUCCGUCGCUCCCAGAAAGACUGAGCGGGUGGUCAGCUCACAGACAGACUGCACGGUGCGGCAGGGAGGGGACACACCCACUUGAUCCUAUGAUGUGUGACACGUGUGACCUCAGGGGUGAUGUGGAGGAGAGCGGAGUCUCAGCACGGGGGCACAGAGAUGUGUCUUUUUAACAGAAUAAAGUCACUUUAGACUGAAA
Messenger RNA from Paramormyrops kingsleyae, 1693 nucleotides. It is a transcript of the gene amacr, whose product is annotated as alpha-methylacyl-CoA racemase. The record is from RefSeq and is a predicted model, not a curated record. Gene Ontology annotation, molecular function: alpha-methylacyl-CoA racemase activity. Gene Ontology annotation, cellular component: mitochondrion. Gene Ontology annotation, biological process: bile acid metabolic process. Lineage: Eukaryota; Metazoa; Chordata; Actinopteri; Osteoglossiformes; Mormyridae.